AGAGUGGUGGUCGAAAGCUUAAUGAAAAUAAAAUGCUGACAUCAAAAAAAGCCAGGUUUGAUCCCUAUGGCAAAUCUGGAUUUGCCACUUGCAGAAUAUGCAAAAGCUCUGUCCAUCAGUCUGGUUCACACUACUGCCAGGGAUGUGCUUACAAGAAAGGAAUUUGUGCCAUGUGUGGGAAGAAGGUUAUUGACACCAAGAACUACAAACAGACCUCAGUUUGAUUUAUUCUCUCGUGCUGGUGUUUAGCUGAGAAGGGGAUGUUCGUGGAUGAUUAUGUUGACUCUACUACGUGUUGAGAAUGAUCAUUUAGUUUCACAAAAGAGUUUAAUUUGCAGUGUAUUAUGGCAAAGUGCUGUGAACGAAGUGUACUGGAUUAUGACUGUAUUUAUAUGAAAAUAUGUCAGUGGUAUUUUUCUCUCACUUAACCUUAGAGCAAUAUAUUGGCUUGCACUGUUUGGACAAUGUAGAUGCCUUCUUUAAGUAUAUUUUCUGGAGAAUAUUUUUUCUAAAUAUUCUCAUUCAUUUCUUUUUGUAAAUAAUUUAUCAUUUUAAUACUACCAAGCAUUAUGAUGGCAAUUUAUUGCCUUUUUAUUCUUAGUCAUCAGACCUUACCAAACUCUAGGCUUUGACUUUUAAAUGUCAUCUCUUGCCCGAAUUAAGAAAAGAUAUAAAGAUAAGUUUGAAGUGCUAUUUUUUUCUACUGUUUUCAAGGCAGUGUCACUACGGCAGAAUCGAAUGUAAAUAUGAAGCCAGUAGACAGUGACAUCAUGCAAAUUUAAGACCGCUAUAACUUGUUAAUAACCUGUUUCCCCUUCUUAUUGUCCCACCAUUAGUUCUUUUUGUGAACACAUGUUGUAGAUAUUUUCUGAAAAUCUGUUUGUUUCCAUUUUCAGGGAUCAUUUGGAAUUACUUAAUUUUGAAUUUCCUUUAGAUGUCUUAAACCCACAUACUUAAUAGGAAUUGUUGACAGUAACUGCUGCAAAUGCUCGUACACAGUUUAUUUUGCCUUAUUUUAAGUACGAGGCGGCACAACAUAGCAAUACUUUGAUGCUGUGUAAUACCAUUCCCUUAAUAUCAGUUAAAGUAAGAAUUGACACCUGUACCAAUGUGAGACUGUUUUUACCUCUAUAAAUAAAAUUGACAACAAGCAGAGA
Molecule: messenger RNA, 1157 nt
Organism: Pimephales promelas (fathead minnow)
Lineage: Eukaryota; Metazoa; Chordata; Actinopteri; Cypriniformes; Leuciscidae
Source: RefSeq, a predicted model, not a curated record